Prorocentrum cordatum is the source of this 1017-nucleotide messenger RNA. The record is from the annotation of a GenBank genome assembly. NCBI's taxonomy places the organism in Eukaryota, Dinophyceae, Prorocentrales, Prorocentraceae.
GCGACGCCCGAGGCGCGCGAGGCGGCGUGCCUCUUCUGCUGCGGCGAGCCGGAGGUCGGCGACGGCUGCUCCUGGGCUCGGGCGCUCCCCUGCGGCCACGACUGCUGGCACGCCCAGUGCAUCCUGCACUGGCUCUCCGAGUGCAGGACCUGCCCCCUCUGCCGCGCAGGGGUGCCCCCCACCUGGUUCGCCGGCGCGGGCGCCCACGGCAGGGCUCCGUGCGCGGAGCCCGGCGACGGCGAGGCCGCAUCUCGCGAGGGCUUGGGCCCGCCAGCUCCGCUAGAGGAGACUGCCGGCCUGCGGGCCGCCCUGGCCUCCCUGGCGGAGAGGGCGCGGGAGCUGGAGGAGGAGAGGCGGGCGCUGCAGCUGCAGGUGCGCCAGCUGGAGCGGCGGGCCCUGGAGGCGCGCGUGCGAGGCCUCGAGCGCGAGCUGGCCGCGAGGAGGUCGCAGGUGGCCUGCCUGGAGGCGGAGGGGCUGGCCCUCCGCGCCUCCCUCGCGGCCCAGCGAUGGCGCCGCCCCUGCACGGUGCCCACGCGGAGGCACGCUGAAGCGGGCGGCCAGGCCUGGCCGCCCCCGGCCGCCGCGGGGCGCGCGCCCUGCCCGCCGCCCGCCGGCCCCUCGGCGGGAGCGCCGCCGCGGGAGGCGGCGCCGCGGUGCGGGCUCGGGGACGAGUGCACCGAGUGGCGCGCUGCGCGCGCAGCGGUGGCGCGCCUGCGCGCGGCCGUCCUGCAUGCGCCCUGCACCGCGGCCGAGGUCUUCCGCGCCCUUGCGGCGCGUUCAGGCCGCCUCCGGCGCCACGAGGCGCUGCGCGUACUCCGCCGCCUGGACCCGGCGGCGCCCGGCGGCGCCCUAGCGCGGGCGUUCCUGCUGCUGGACACCGACGCCAGCGGCGCCGUGGAGGAGGCGGACUGGAUGUUUGCGCUGCGGCUUCCGCACGUAGAGGCGGCGGAGGAGGAGAAGAAGGAUGCGGCGGCGAUGCUCGCCCACGCGAGCCUCCGGGUCACCGUCCAGAGCUGA